Messenger RNA from Cynara cardunculus var. scolymus (artichoke), 1915 nucleotides. RefSeq names its product probable chlorophyll(ide) b reductase NYC1, chloroplastic. NCBI's taxonomy places the organism in Eukaryota, Viridiplantae, Streptophyta, Magnoliopsida, Asterales, Asteraceae. Gene Ontology annotation, molecular function: chlorophyll(ide) b reductase activity. The record is from RefSeq and is a predicted model, not a curated record. Gene Ontology annotation, biological process: chlorophyll catabolic process; PSII associated light-harvesting complex II catabolic process.
GGAACCUUUCCUUUUUACAAUAUUUUAAAGAAUAUUUUCAAGAUUUUUUAGGUAACCAAGAAUGGCCGCGGUGGCCCAAUUUCACAUGUUUCCGGCGAACCCCCACCAUAAAACCACCCAAUCGCCGGUUACCCAACUGGGUUUCUGCCGGAGCUCGGUCUUGUGGGAACCGAUCCCACCGUUUUCUGGCCGGAAAGUGUGUUUGCAGCCGUGUAGGUCGUUUAGGAGUGAGGAAGGGAAAAAUGGAGGUGGAAAAGAAAAGGGAAAUACACGAAGAAAUGUAUUGGGAGCUAUCAAGUCUUUGAUCUUGUCGAAUGAUAAUUCGAUGGAAAAAUUGGAAGAGAAAUUAUCAAGGAUUGCUCUUCAUUUUGGGAGAUAUAUUGUGACGAUGAUGAGCACCGGAGUGAUUUUGUCAAUUGGAUUCAAUUUAUCGGGUGGAGAUGGUCAAAUGAACGAUUUAAUUUGGUAUAGUUGGGUUGGAGGCAUUAUCAUUGGAACUAUGAUCGGUUCAAAUAUGGUCUUGGAUGAAGUUAGUCGAGCCGGUCCUCGUAAUGUUGUCAUAACCGGAAGUACUAGAGGGCUCGGAAAAGCACUUGCUCGUGAAUUCCUACUUUCCGGAGAUCGUGUAGUUAUUGCUUCACGAAGUGAAAAAUCCGUAGAUAUGACGAUUAAAGAACUUGAAGAAAACUUGCAAGAAGGUAUGGCAACCGCAAUGAGCUCGUCAAGGAAAAAUUUGGUCAAUGCGAAAGUAGUAGGCACUUCAUGUGACGUAUGUGAUCCUGAAGAUGUUCGGAAUUUGGCGGACUUUGCCGUCAACGAACUCGGUUCCAUUGACAUUUGGAUAAACAAUGCCGGGACUAACAAAGGUUUCAGACCGUUGUUGCAGUUUACCGACGAAGAUAUAAAACAGAUUGUGUCAACAAACUUGGUCGGGUCGAUACUUUGCACCCGUGAAGCCAUGCGUGUCAUGAGCAACCAACAUAAAGCAGGUCAUAUUUUUAACAUGGACGGUGCUGGCUCCGGUGGAUCAAGCACACCUUUGACAGCCGUAUACGGUUCGACAAAAUGUGGUCUUAGACAACUUCAAUCGUCAUUAUUCAAAGAGUGCCGAAAGUCCAAAGUCGGAGUUCAUACGGCUUCUCCAGGCAUGGUGCUAACGGAUUUGCUCUUGAGUGGAUCGACUAUUCAGAAUAAGCAGAUGUUUAACAUUAUCUGCGAGUUACCCGAGACGGUUGCUAGAACAUUGGUACCACGGAUGAGGGUCGUAAAAGGAAGCGGAAAAGCGAUUAAUUACUUGACUCCUCCGAGAAUUUUACUUGCUUUGGUCACCGCAUGGUUAAGACGAGGCCGCUGGUUUGAUGACAAGGGAAGAGCAUUAUAUGCAGCAGAAGCGGAUCGGCUAAGAAACUGGGCCGAAAGCCGGGCUCGUUUUUCUUUCACGGACGCCAUGGAAAUGUACACCGAAAACACUUGGGUGUCCGUCUUUUCGCUUUCUGUGGUUUGUGCGUUCAUUAUCCUCUCUAGCACCACCGGCACGCUUCCGGGCACAUAGACAACUUUCAUCUUCUCUAAGUUCCAAAUGUAAUUACACAACAUUAUAAGAUCACACGAGUGUUGCACGGGGAUAACGGCAAUCAGUCGGGUUUUUCCGUUAAAGAAAUAGUUGGGUGUCUGUUCUUUUUCGUUCAUCGAUAUCUUUGGAUGGUUUGAUCCGCAAGGCACUACUACAGACGGGUUAACAGUAUCCGGUUAGAAUAGCAGAUAUCCGUUAAGAUGCUUAUCGAUUAAAUGUGUAUAGUUGUUAGAUCCUCAUUGCGAAUUCGAUGUCACAUAAAUUUAUUGUUAUUGUUGCUAUUGAUUCUAACUCAUAACGGGUGUCUUAUACUGGUAUUUAAGAUGUAAAGUUUUGAACAUU